AUGAAGCGUAUAGCUUGGUGUUUCUUAGCUUCAUCUAUACCAGCGCUUGAAGCCGAAAGACUGUGUUCGUUACCGCCAGUAACGUAUCCAGGAGCCAAGAUAGCGUAUCCUGAGUCAAAAUCUGCUCUCGAGGCACUCGAGGAGUUUGGUAUCGCGACUUGGUACUCUGAUCGCCUUGAAAAUGGAGAUUAUGCCAAGACAGCACGUGAUCUCGUUACAUCAUGUCCUGAAGAUUCACGACUUAGUGUUGUAGUGUAUGGUAUACCACAGAAAGACUGUGCAUCAACAGAAUCGACGAGUGGAAGUACCGUGCAUACAACUGCAGAAUAUAUCACAUUUCUAAACAUUCUCACGUCAACAAUAGGUGCUCGAAAAGUUUUAUAUAUACUCGAACCUGAUGCUAUUGGACUGAUGGCUGAUACAACUGGAUGUGGUCAAACUGCUGGAUACAUGACGAAUUUACAAGUUGCGAUUGAAAUCCUAUCAAAGAAUGAAAAUGCAGUGAUUUACUUGGAUGUGGGUUACUGGAGUCUCGAAUAUCCCAAUACGUUAGCAAUUGUUGUGAAUAUUGUGAAAGAACUUGUGACUGCUACGUCUAAUGUUAAAGGCAUUGCAUUGAAUACUUCAAACUAUCAAGCGAUUAGUAAAUUAGCUCAACUCUGUACAGAGUUUCAAACUGCUAUGGACUCGACUGAACUCCAUUGUAUCUUUGAUACUUCUCGAAACCGAAAUGGUGCACCUGAAAAUAACGAGUGGUGUAACGUUAGAAAUGGAGGGAUAGGUACCCCACCAUCUAAUGAAACGGGAUAUAGUAACGUGGAUUAUUUUCUCUGGGUUAAACCAUCUGGAGAUAGUGACGGCACAUGUCGUAACCAUACUUCUGAUUCCAUACCUGGACCUAAUGCUGGUGUGUUUUUUAAUGAAAUAUUUAAAUUUCAUUGGAAUCAGGGUACUCUUGUUGCUGAGUUAGGAUAUCCUCCUAUUGGUAAAACACGACGUCGUUUAGUAGGCUCAGUAGUCUCAACAAAUUUCAUACAAGAUCAAGAGUUUGAUGAUCAAGAUUUUACUUCGAAUCAGACUGGAAAUUUUCAGGACAGGACACGUGAUGUGGAUAAUGAAAAGAUCACAACUUUACAUCUUUCUCAUCGAUCAGCUGAAGCUUUACAAGUAGGAAAGAAAGAUACAAAUGAUCAAACUACAGCAUCUGGUACAAUUCUAUUAGUUGGUGUUGUGGCUGCUACUGUGAUUUCUCUUGCUACUGUGAUUGGAAUUCGUCGGGAACAGAAGAAAUUAUUGAAUGAUGACAAGAAUUUACCACUAUCAGCUUUAGCUCCAUUACCAAACUUUCGUGUCCAGAAAUCAACAACGAAACAUGAUGAGUCAAGUAUUCUUUGA
Messenger RNA from Plasmopara halstedii, 1395 nucleotides. RefSeq names its product 1, 4-beta cellobiohydrolase. The coding region runs from base 1 to 1395 and encodes 464 amino acids. The record is from RefSeq and is a predicted model, not a curated record. Gene Ontology annotation, biological process: cellulose catabolic process. NCBI's taxonomy places the organism in Eukaryota, Oomycota, Peronosporomycetes, Peronosporales, Peronosporaceae. The transcript has 2 exons. Gene Ontology annotation, molecular function: hydrolase activity, hydrolyzing O-glycosyl compounds.